Molecule: messenger RNA, 917 nt
Organism: Phyllostomus hastatus (greater spear-nosed bat)
Lineage: Eukaryota; Metazoa; Chordata; Mammalia; Chiroptera; Phyllostomidae
Gene: TVP23A
Product: trans-golgi network vesicle protein 23 homolog A
Exons: 8
Coding region: 141-782 (213 amino acids)
Biological process (GO): protein secretion; vesicle-mediated transport
Cellular component (GO): Golgi membrane
Source: RefSeq, a predicted model, not a curated record
UGCGCGGAGGCCGCCCUGCGGGCUGCAGGCUCUGACCCCGCCAGGUCUGCAGCCGGCAGCUCUGGGGCGUCCCAACCCCUUCGCUGCGAGAGGUGGAGCCAGAGCGUGAGGUCUGGGCUCCAGGUGGGCCCAAAGGGAGGAUGAAGCAGGCCCUGGUGGACGAUACUGAGGAUGUGUCCUUGGACUUCGGCAACGAGGAGGAGCUCGCCUUUCGGAAAGCCAAGAUCAGGCAUCCCUUGGCCACCUUUUUCCACCUGUUUUUCCGAGUGAGUGCCAUCGUCACCUACGUGUGCUGUGACUGGUUCAGCAGAAGCUUUGUGGGCUGUUUUGUCACUGUGCUCCUCCUUCUGUCCUUUGACUUCUGGUCUGUGAAGAAUGUAACUGGAAGGCUCAUGGUGGGCCUCCGCUGGUGGAACCAGAUAGAUGAAGAUGGGAAAAGCCACUGGAUUUUUGAAGCCAGAAAGGUCUCUCCAAAUAAUAUUGCUGCCACAGAAGCUGAAGCCCGAAUCUUCUGGCUUGGCCUCAUUAUUUGCCCGAUGAUUUGGAUUGUGUUCUUUUUUAGCACCUUAUUUUCCUUGAAGCUAAAGUGGCUGGCGCUUGUGAUAGCUGGGAUUUCUCUCCAGGCCGCUAACCUAUAUGGCUACAUCCUUUGUAAGAUGGGAGGCGAGAGUGACAUCAGCAAAGUCACAGCCGGCUUUUUGUCCCAGGCAGUGUUCCAGACGGCCUGCCCAAGUGACUUUCAGAAGCCUGGCCUGGAGGGGCUGGAGAUCCACAAGUGCUAGACUUGUCUUCAGAGGCGACAGUAACUGACAUGAGAGGGUCUGUAAUCAAACAAGCCUACAGCAGAGAAGAAUUCCACGACCAACAAACUGUUGGAUUUUCAGUGAAGCAGGCCUUGGGAAAGGUUUGAGGAGAUG